CUGGUGUUUAGUGAGCUUGCUGGUCGAGGGGUGGCGGUGCGGUAGUGUCGCGCCGAAACAACCCUCAGUCUGAAAUUUAACGCGGUCGGGUGUGUGUCUUUAUUGACGUCUUUCUGCGCGAUUACUUGCCGCAUACGUCCAUCUACGUUCCUUUUCAUUGUGCUUCAGUCUGAAUCUGAUCUCGGAUGUUCCCAUCGAAUAACACUGUGCGGUUCUUCCUCUAUUCGACGUUAGAUUGAAGAUCAGAUUAAUUCUCCGAACUGUUGACGAAUCAACGAGCGAGAAUCUAAACGAUCGCGUUACCAGAGAGCAUCGUUUCGGCAACAUCACGCGAGUCUCGGGGAAGGAAACGGUGAAUGAAAACGUAACGGCGGUAUGCGGUAGAAUAGGACCUAAUAAGCUGCGGAAAAGGGCGAACAGUAUGACAGUUGCGAGCGGACGACGCUGAAAACCGUACACGCGCGCUGCUAAGGGGAUCCUUUGCUCGAGAAAGCGAAUGCGAAGUGGAAAGAAGGAAGAUGAGAGUCCGUGAAAGUUGAAGUAAAAAGCUGUACAACGAAUAGCGACAACCUGCCUCGUUCAUUGCGACCAGCCACAUAUCUCCCGUUAAGAUGACAUAGAAUGGGUUGGGUGGCGCUUGGGCGGUGUGCGGGUGGUGGCGGCCGCCUCUCGUCCGUCCUCUCGCUGUCUCUCACCUCCCUCGCAAGCUCCCUCAUCUUCACCAUCCUCUGUAUCCUCACACUUGCCCUCACUCUUGUCACUCUCGUGCGUGCCGAAGACAUCUUCGAGGAGGGCAAGUCGGACAAGGAGAUUCUGGACAACCUGCUACUGUCGACGCGUUACGACAAGCGGCUUCUGCCCCCGGUCCAAGGUACACUGAGGCCCCCGCCCCACACUCGCCAAGACGACUACACCCCUGACUACCUCGUACCCAAUGACCCUGAUCAUCCAGAGCACCUCGAACAUCACCGGCACCGCUACCACCAUACAGCACCACACAACCACAGCUCACUGCUCACCCCUCGUCAAAAGGGAACCUUGACCGUAAACGUGAGCGUGCUGUUGCUAAGUUUGGCUUCUCCCGACGAGUCCAGUUUGAAAUACGAGGUGGAGUUCUUGCUGCAACAACAGUGGUACGACCCGCGAUUACGCUACAGUAACCGAUCGCAGUACGAGUUCUUGAAUGCGAUUCAUCAUUACAACGAUAUCUGGUUGCCGGACACGUACUUCAUAAUGCACGGAGACUUCAAGGACCCGCUCAUACCAGUUCACUUUGCCCUUCGGAUAUAUCGCAACGGCACGGUUAACUAUCUUAUGCGGCGUCAUCUCAUCCUGUCCUGCCAGGGUAGACUCAAUAUCUUCCCAUUCGAUGACCCACUGUGUUCAUUCGCGAUCGAGAGCAUAUCGUACGAGCAAACGGCGAUCACGUACGUGUGGAAGAACGACGAGGGUACCUUGCGGAAGAGUCCUAGUCUAACGUCGCUGAACGCAUACCUCAUUAAGAACCAGACAAUCACGUGUCCGAUCAAAGUAAGCUGGAGAGCUGAUGGACAGAUCAUGGUCGACUACGAGGACGAGUUCGAUGAAUUUGGGGACUCAAAGUGCUCGCUGUGCCAGCGCAGAUUUGAGGAGCAAGGUAACUACAGCUGCCUGAAGGUGGAUCUGAUUUUCACGCGAGAUCGUGCCUUCUACUUCACAACAGUCUUCAUCCCGGGUAUCAUAUUGGUGACCAGCUCCUUCAUAACCUUCUGGCUUGAAUGGAACGCGGUGCCAGCGCGAGUAAUGAUCGGUGUGACGACGAUGCUCAACUUCUUCACGACGUCGAACGGUUUCCGCUCGACGCUGCCCGUCGUGUCGAACCUAACUGCCAUGAACGUGUGGGACGGCGUGUGUAUGUGCUUCAUCUACGCCAGCUUGCUCGAGUUCGUCUGCGUGAAUUACGUCGGUCGUAAACGGCCGAUGCACAAUGUCGUCUAUCGUCCUGGAGAGAAUCCCGUCACCCAGCGGCUCCCAGCGGUGCUCAGCAGGAUAGGGAUAAUAUUGGCCAGCCCCUUGAAGCGAGAGGGCGGUCCACCGACCGGAGCUACGACAGGACCGAACGAGAUUGUAACCUGCACCAAUUGUGGACCCAACCCUUGCACGCACACGGCCACCAAUGGAUGCACAGCCGAGCUAAGAAAAAAGGAACCGCCGCAUCCGAUAAGAGUGGCAAAGACGAUCGACGUGAUAGCAAGAAUUACCUUUCCGGUCGCCUAUUUCAUGUUCCUCACCUUUUUCUUCAUCCACUACAAGGGCACCUCGUAGACGUGGACACCAGAGGCGACGACGUUCGAAAGAAAUCCACCAUUGAUCAUCGACUAAGACCGGUCCCACGCGGCGUGAUUUUGUUUAAAUUCGUUUUAAAUUAUCAAGGAGAAUUCGAGGCAAAUCGAAAGAAAAGCGGGAAGCGCGACACGGAAAUCGGCAGGUCGUUUCGAAAGUGUGUUUAAUUCGAGGAAGAUGAACGUCGCAUGAACUCGAUGAUCGAGUCCAAGUGUUCGGCGAUUUUUUCUCCGCUCGAAGAAUCGGAGCAUAAUGUCGGAAAAGGUCGGGAAAAGUGUUUCGAAAUCAAUGUCGAAAUCGAGUCACCUCAUCACGUUACGUGGCUGAUAUUCGCAGAGAGAAUAGGUUAACGAGAUAUGGAAAAGCGUCGAUCGGCACGUGAUUAAGCGAAGAUCGUACCGAAGUAGCUGACAGUCCUUUGCCGUGGAAGGAAACGUCGUAAACGGGAAAAGCUCGAAUUGGUGGAUUCGCCUCUUCAUCUUUUCUCACAUGUGAUAAUUCUUAAAAGCACUAUUUAUCGAGAAAGCUUGAUCCGACGAAAGGCGUAUUUAUAAACGGAAAUAGAAAAUGAAAGCGAGAAAGAGUGAGUUAAGAGGAUACAGUGAGAGGGAGAGAAAGGGAGAGAGAGAAAGAGAGAGC
Eufriesea mexicana is the source of this 2961-nucleotide messenger RNA. RefSeq names its product pH-sensitive chloride channel 1 (gene pHCl-1). The record is from RefSeq and is a predicted model, not a curated record. Gene Ontology annotation, biological process: monoatomic ion transmembrane transport. Gene Ontology annotation, cellular component: membrane. Gene Ontology annotation, molecular function: extracellular ligand-gated monoatomic ion channel activity; transmembrane signaling receptor activity. Lineage: Eukaryota; Metazoa; Arthropoda; Insecta; Hymenoptera; Apidae. The coding region runs from base 622 to 2304 and encodes 560 amino acids. The transcript is spliced from 15 exons.